UGUUGUGAUGUGGAGACUCGUGGUCCUCGGUGGGCUGUGCGUCCUUCUUCUGGGUGCUGAGAGCAGAAAUUCCGGGGGGAGGUCGGUGACUUUCCGCCGGACUCAGCAGGAUGAGAUCCGGAGCCAAGUGCGCGCAAGACACACGAGGGACACCAGCAGCUCCUCUGGCAUCUCCAACCCUUCUCACGGUCCUCCCUUCACCUCCUGCCAGCUUCCCCUUACCCCAGCCGAACACAAGGUUCUGGAUGACAACACACAUGAGACAGGGUUUAAUGGCGAUGAUGGCUCCUAUGUAAUUCUCACAUGGGUGGGCGAUGGCACAGGAGUGAUCCUCGUGUUGUCAACAAUCAGUGCUCCACUUGAUUCUUUCCUAGAAGGAGGCUCCUCUCGACUUUACAGAAGCACGGAUUAUGGCAAGUCCUUCCAUGACAUCUCCCACCGCAUCAACCACACCUUCAUAAGGGAGGAAUUUGGAGUCAGUGUUGGACCAGGAAGCUCUGUGAUUCUCACCGCAGACACAACGGUGGUCGACAAUCCAGGAGGGAUCAUCUUCACCUCCACAGAUGCCGGUGCCACUUUUAUGUUCAUCCAGUUGCCCUUUCACCUGGCCCAGCCGGUCACGUAUCACUUCUUCAACCCUGACUACCUCGUAGCUCUCAGCAUUGAUGGCAGUCUUUGGCUCUCACUGGACUUUGGCACCAAGUGGACAAAAGUUCAUGAUGGAGUGCAUUCUUUCUCAUGGGGGGCUGGCAUCAAUUUGUUCUUCAGCUGCACUCGAGUAGACACAGUUGACACAGACGAACGAGGAGAUUUAGUGCUGAAGAGGACGAAGGAUCUGGGAGAAACCUUCACCACAAUCCACGAGGACAUCUACAGUUUUGGCUACAUAGGAGCUUUUCUCUUCUUCUCUGUGAUGGAAGAGCCGAGAUCCCCUCGUGUCAUGUACUUCUCAUCAGACCAAGGAGAUACCUUCAGUCGAGCUCUGCUUCCCUCUGCAUCCACUGAGCAGUUUUACUCCAUCCUGGACGGUGACGAGGAUAUGCUCUUCAUGCAUGUGGACAACCCAGGAGACACCUUCUUUGGGACCAUGUACACCUCAGAUGACCGAGGGAUCUUGUUCUCCAAAUCGCUGGAGCGCCACCUGUUCGAUGGGCAGAGGAAGAGCGAUUUCACCAACAUCACCUCACUAAGAGGAGUUUACCUCACUAAUAAACUAGACCUUGAUGGUCGUAUAAGAUCUGUCAUUUCCUUCAACAGAGGAGGGACGUGGAGACAACUCAACAAACCUGACAAUGUGGAUUGUGGAGACCAAGUCAAGAGUUGCAACCUUCAUAUUCACGGAGAACACAGUCGCAAUAUCCGAAUAGUCCCCAUGUUAGCUCUGUCUGAGCCGACUGCCAUCGGUCUGGUCAUCGCCCAUGGCACUGUGGGUGAUUCUCUGUCAUCGUCGCAGCAUCCAGAUGUGUUUGUGUCCUCUGAUGGGGGCUAUAACUGGAGGGGGACACUCAGGGGUCCUCACCACUACAGCAUACUGGACUCUGGGGGUCUCAUUGUGGCUGUGGAGGCUCAGCGCGAAGGACAAGUCAAGACUAUCAAAUUCUCCACAGAUGAAGGUCAGUGCUGGAAAUCGUACAACUUCACUGAGCAGCCCUUCUUCUUCGCAGGCCUGGCAUGUGAACCAGGAACCAAGGCCAUGAACGUCAGCGUUUGGGGCUUCCGUCCUGAGGAGGACGGACAGCCCAUGUGGGUGGCGGUCACCAUAGACUUCCAGAGCCUCAUCACCAGAGAGUGUAAUGACCAGGACUAUGAAGAGUGGUUGGCUCAUUCUGCAGCAGGAGAGAACUCGAAGAGAAAAGGCUGCGUUCUGGGUGUUAAAGAGACUUACAGGAGGCUAAAGAGGCAGUCUGUGUGCAGAAAUGGGCGAAGCUUUGUGGUGAGCAAGAAGCAAAGGUCCUGCUUGUGCACCAGAGAAGAUUACUUAUGUGACUAUGGUUACUAUCGUCACGUGAACACCUCAGAGUGCGUGAGGCAACCGAAUGCUGCAAACAAAACUUUGGAGAUGUGUCUGAAUGGAGAGGAGGACGAGCUUCUGACAGCAGGGUACCGCAAAGUCCCCAGUGAUCGCUGUGAGGGGGGAUACAAUCCUCAGCUCACAGUGCAGACAGUCAUCAGACCCUGUGGCGUUAAACCAAGCCCCGGUCCACCUGACAAGUCAACAUCUUCAGUCACUCACUUUGACACACCGCGAGAAAGGCUGGUGCUGAUCCUGGUGUGUGCAGGAGCAGGAGUCAUAGUCCUGGUCGCUGUCGUUUCUGCAGUCAUAUCUGUCAAGAGAGUGGUUUAUAGAAACAGGGCACCUGUGUAUCGUUUCUCCAACCUCCGGAUCCAGGAUGACGAAAACGGUGUCACAGUCGAUCAUGAAAGUGGCACCAGCAGCAACGGCACCGCCUGCCAACAGGAUUCAGAUGAUGAUCUUAUCGAAUGACAUUUUACACAUUUAAAUGGAUUAAGAAAUGUCCAUGAUUGUCACCAGCUGUGCUGAAAUGACUUCCAGCAGCAUUUUGUUGGACUUUUACUCAACAUUUUGAUGGGAUCACGCCUCGUGCCAAGUUCUGCGGUUUUGAAUGGCAAAUAUGAAAAAUGUUAAAUUUCUUAAUUUAUUAAAUUGUGUUACUUUGCUUUCUUUUUGAUUUGUGCAGUAUUUUCUAUUUUAUUUUAAUGAUUUACCUUAUUUUGCACCAACUUUUUGUUGUUGUUUUUUGUUUAAUGUGAAACUAAACCUGAAACGAUCCUGAAAAUGUGCAUUUAUGGCAAAACGAAAUUCUGCCUGUUGUCAUGUUCAUUCUACUGAGUGUCUUACAGUUUUAAAUAUAAGAUUUGUUUAAAUUCACAAUAAAUUUCUGCUUUAAAUCUGUCCACCAGAUGACGCUACUGGGGCUGCAUGGUCUCUGAUCUGCUUCAAAAUGUAGCAGAGAAGAAGAAAGAACAGGAAGUUGAUGUAAACAAAGAUUGUAUUGACAGCUGUGUCACUCAUACCAAAAACCAAUGACGUAUACGUCAUUGCCAAAAACUCCCAACCAUUGGAAGUCUGUGCUGUAAGUGACACUGCAAAAGGUGAAAGCUCUUUAUUGGAAUUUACACAUUAGCGUGAACAAUUUAUCAUAUCUCAUAAUGAUUAACUUUAAAGAAAUACACGAAAUCCACCAAUCACCAAUGCAAUACUUUCUGCUCAGAUUUAUUUUGGACAUAGGACACUGACUUCUGCUAAUAUAGUAUGUAGUACAAAUACCAUGCAUGUUUGUUAAGAUAAUGUCCUGGCAUCAUUUUAAAAACAUAAGUCAGAAUGUAAUUUGUGCACAUAGGGAUAUUUAAACUGUGUAAAUAUUUGUCAUGUAUUACUUUUCAUAAUGUUUGAAAAGUAUUAACAGAGCCUGUUCUUGGGAAGUUGCUGCUUUACUAAACAAUGACAAUGUAAACACCUUUGUAUUUUUAAUUUUAAGUAACUUAUAAAUGUGAUAUGUUGCGCUGAGAAUGGAAUAAUUGCUUGUCGGAUAUUGGUCAAUGUUUCGUAAGCUUUCAAAAACGAGAGAGAGAGA
Messenger RNA from Acanthochromis polyacanthus (spiny chromis), 3596 nucleotides. RefSeq names its product sortilin. The record is from RefSeq and is a predicted model, not a curated record. The coding region runs from base 8 to 2485 and encodes 825 amino acids. Gene Ontology annotation, molecular function: protein binding. The transcript has 21 exons. Gene Ontology annotation, biological process: endocytosis; vesicle organization; Golgi to endosome transport. Gene Ontology annotation, cellular component: Golgi apparatus; membrane. Lineage: Eukaryota; Metazoa; Chordata; Actinopteri; Pomacentridae.